ACGCUAGGUACCUUGACGGAUCCAUACUCCAUGCAGUGCAGUGAGUGGUUGAGUACCGUGCACUUGCGUCUCUCCUUGCUGCCAGCCAUGAUCAUCCCAUCCGCCCCAGUUCCCGAGUAUUUAUUCCUCUUGUCGCUUUCGUAGUCAAACGCCGUCUUACCGCCUCAUAUUCAUUCUCCGUUCGCCUACCCGUCGUUUUUGACAAGUGCCGUCUCUGUGUCCGUCCCUGGCCACCCGACACAUAGAGACUAUAUACCCCAUAUACCUACCAGGCAAACCGUAAUACCUACCUACUUCUACGUGCCUGAAGUGUCUACCAUCAGCCCACGCAUCAACAAACAUGUCGGCUCAGCAAUACUACCAACAAGGCCCCCCUCCUCAAGGAUAUGGACCGCCGCCUCAUCAGGAAGGAUAUCCCCAAUACCCUCAGCAGUCUUAUGGUCAGCCUCCCCCACAAGGGUACUACCCUCCGCAAGGUCAAAUGCAAUAUCAACAACAGCCUCCUCCUCAGCAGAGCGGUGGUGGGGACGGAUGCUUCAAAGGGUGCAUGGCGGCUCUCUGUUGCUGCUUCGUGGGCGCCGAAUGCUGCGAAUGCUGCGCUGACUGCUGCGAAUGCUGCGCCGAGUGCUGUUGAUAUAGUGAGGAUAAGCAUUACGAUCUCGAUGGUUGAAGGUGGAUGUUGAUGGAUCUGAACACAAGCCUCUGAAAAUUAUUCUUGGAGCAACACGGGCGCAAUGCAUGCGGAACCCCAUACACAUGCGCACAAUAUAGGCACGCUAGUACACGAGAUAGAUGGCCGCAAGCUUGGUCAGCUGGAAUGGCAAAGGCAAAUGCAAUGAGCUGUCUGUUAAUAGACGGCAGCAACCUCGUUUGAUAGUCAAUCUCAUCUCUAGUUAGGAAAAGGGUUAAGGGGCGUUGUGGAUAUGUGCACACAUGGUAAUGAUUAGCGAUCACCUAGUCUCUAAACAGACCCCCUCUGCCUCCGUACCUCCGCCCCACAUAAAAUGCGGGUCUCCUCGAACUCUGUGAGAGGAGGUCUGUGUUAAUUUUGAGCAUUUCGGCAGUUAAGCGCAGUAAAUCCUAUAUAAAUGAAGGAUUUUACUUUCCAUAUAUUUCCUUUUAAUCAAAUAAGAAAAAAUAUUAUAAUUUAAAA
Messenger RNA from Neurospora crassa OR74A, 1153 nucleotides. RefSeq lists its product as hypothetical. NCBI's taxonomy places the organism in Eukaryota, Fungi, Ascomycota, Sordariomycetes, Sordariales, Sordariaceae. The record is from RefSeq and is a predicted model, not a curated record. The transcript has 2 exons. Bases 387 to 683 code for a protein of 98 amino acids.